AUGAAGAUCACUGCUAUUUGCUCCUUCCUGGCUGCUGGUACUGCGCUGGCUAUGCCUGCCACGAGGGCCGAGAAAGCCAUUACUAUCAGCGGGCUUUUCGCUUCUCAGACUGAUCAAAAUGGAUAUGUUACCUUCAAUCUCAACGAUCCUAACUACAACGAUGUGACCGGCGCCAAUGUGAUCUGGGAUCGCCCCGGAAACCCUAUUGCAGGCGCUCGUACGAGCGACGCCGCCUACUACGUCCAAUUCCCGGGCGGUGUGAAUGAUAUCUCCGUCUUCAUCCUGCAGCUGCAGCGGGUCAAUAGCACGGAGACAGUUUCGUUCACCCUGAAUGACAAUGGAAGUGGCCAUGCCCCGGGUACCAAGUGGCUAUGCAACACGGAGACCGGCACGGUGACAUCGAAGAAGUGCCACUAUGAUGGAGUUAUCACCUUAUAA
This is a messenger RNA of Aspergillus pseudonomiae, 438 nucleotides long. RefSeq lists its product as uncharacterized. Lineage: Eukaryota; Fungi; Ascomycota; Eurotiomycetes; Eurotiales; Aspergillaceae. The record is from RefSeq and is a predicted model, not a curated record. The coding region runs from base 1 to 438 and encodes 145 amino acids. The transcript has 2 exons.